AUGCAGAUCUGGGGGCGCGGCACCGGCUGUGAGUGCUUUUCUGCUCAGCUUCGAAGCUCUGGGCGGUCGUUCACUGUGGGCCCAGAAAGAGCCCAAAGGAAUGAAAAAAGGGAGGGGAGUGGGUAUUGUGCCGCGUGUGGGGGGAGAAUUCCUACGGGUGGGUUUCCGAAUAUUGUGUUCAACUUUUUGAAAGCAGCUCGUGACCCCGAAACUACAUCUCCUGGAGCCGGGGACCCAGGCGCCGGGCGGGCGGGUGAACCCGACCAGUCCCACCCCAUCUCCGCAACCCCCCGCCUCCGGGUGGGAGCGACCUGGCCUCUCCCUGCUGCUGCGGUGCCAGCCCCCAGAGGAAAGCUGGGCAGGGGCCGCGGGCUCGGCCGAAACGCUGACAUCGAAAAACCCUCGCCACUCAGGAAGAGUGGAGGAAAGCGGGGUCGAGAUUCCACUCAGCGUCACCCCUGCCCCCCAGCCUCUGCCCGGGCAUCUGCCAACCCGUUGCACCCUGCCUGUUCGGGUGGCUGUCGCAGCUCCGGAGCGCAAAGCCGGGAGGAGGGCGGCGGCAAGGCACGCAUCUUUGUGCGCCAGGACCCAGCCGGGCGCCGCGGGGCGGGCAGCAGACCCCGACUGUCCGCGCCUUCCCACAGAGCCCAGCUCGGCGCGGCCCAGCGAGCCCUCCUCGCGGCCCUGCUGCCUCCAGCGCCUCUAGGCACUGGCCGGAAGCACCACGCCCGCCGCCUGAAGCCACACAGUCUGGAGACUCACCUAGCUGAGGAGGGAGAGAGGAACAUCUUGGUCCAAACUGAAUUCUGAAGAAAACUUGGCACCAGUUUUCCAGAAAUCCUAAGUCACAGAGAGGGUCAAGUUUUGGCCAAGUCACCAAGAAUGAAACCAAAGUUGACUCCCAUCCUCAGAUUUUUCAAAUUAACUUGGGCCACCGCUGAAGAUUCUUUUCUUGAGUGAGACGCUAAAAGCCUGGGUCAUGGAACUUCUGCUGAUAAAGGUGUGCGAGGCUGCAGUCUGGAGGCCUGGUGCCUAGGUGACCUCUUCAGCCACUCCUGGAUCACAAGGGGAGGCUAGGUUAGGAGCAGGUGGGGGAGCACAGGUGUCCACCGAAUCAGCAAAAGUGGCAGCAGGUCAGGAAGAACCCAGAAAAUGUUCCCUAGAGACAACCAGUCUCUCCACAUACAAAAGGAAGGUACCUACCAGGGACAAAGGGAUAAGGGAUUGUUCAGUUCAUUCCUGAGUCCCAGUGCCAACAUCCUCAGACGGUCUCCAUCCCUCUGCAACCAUCUAUAGUAUUCAUCAGAAUGGCUGAAAAAGCUUCUUCUAUCAAGUUUAACAACUUUCUGGUGUAACUUCUGAGAGGGCUGAUUGCUUAUUCAUGCGGAAGCAAGACGCCCAGUUCAUUUUGCCUGUUUUUGCUCCUCUUUGUUGGGUUUGGGAGUGUUAUGGUAGCUGCAAAUGGCUUCUCAAGUGACAUUUGGUGACAUUCAGUGAAGUACAUUUAUCAGUAUUCUCCAGCUCACCUCGACACACGCAAUCCAUUUUGUUUUGUUCUUCAUAGCAACCUCCUUCCCAACACCCGUGCCCUGAAAAUGAUAAAUGGCAAGGUGGCAUAUUUCUCAAGCUGCACUCAAAUGUCACUGUGAAAAAUCUUUAAUGGACUAAGUGUAGCUUUUCACGUUACAACUUGUCAGGUACUGAGAGAUUCUAGAGUUUCUCCUUAAUCCACAAGUCUUUGGAACCACACAUCUGCAAGCAGAGACUAAUUAUAAGCUACACCAGUCGGACCUGGGCAAGCAGAAACCAAGAGAAAACAUCUGAUACCAGCUCAUUCUUGAUUAUCAUUUCUCAUUCCAUUUUUUUUUGCUACUUCCUUUUUACUCAGUGAAUAUGACAGGUACGAGCAAUCUGUUACUCUAAUGAAGUGGGUGACACCGGCCCUCCACGCAGGCUUGUAAUCCACUCACAUACACUUCUGCAUAAUGGCUUUCCUCUUUUCCAUCAAAACUCACCAAUACUUCUCCCCUCCAAAAAAAUCUUAUUCUGAAUCCUAAAUUCUGGCCACGAAAGGUUGGAUGCGGUAGGGUAGUUGAGAGGUACCUGAAAUGACUGUCUGGAAGAGUCUCUUCUCCUGUCUCCCUAGUGACCCCUUUUUAGAAUGAGCCGCCAUCCUUCAAGAGGCUGAGAGUCACACGGCCACCUAAAAAACCUGUCUUUUCCCUCCUCCCUGUGGCACAUGCCUGUUCACCACCAUCACCCCACCCUCAGGGAAGUGGCCUACAGACCUUCCUUAACCCUUGAACAUGACUUUUCCUUCAGGUUCCAUUUUUUCCAGUGAUAUCAAUUUCCAGGAGUAUGCCCCAAGGGGGAAUCAGCCUGGCACACCAGCUGUGGUCUGAAGGUUUGGCUGGAUCGCCACAAAAUUCACGUUGUAAUCUAAUCACCAAUGUGAUGGGAUCGGGAGGUGGGGGCCCAGGGAGGUGACUCAAUCAUCCAGGUAGAGACUGAGAAAAAAAGGACACCGAGAACUCUUGCCUGUUCCAUCCUGCGAGGCACCGACCGUGAUCUACCAGGUGAACCUUCACCAGAGCCAGUCUGUUACUUCACCAGAUGCUGAUCUUGGACUUCCCAGCUUCUAGAACUGUGGGAAAUAAAUUUCUGUUAUUGACAAGCCACCCAGGUUAUGGUACUUGAGGAUCAGAAUAGACUACGAGACCACCAUAGCCAGGGGAGAGUCGGCUGAUUUACCUGUACCUGUGAUGGGUCCCAAUCAAAGUACCUCCAUCAAUUAACACUGUUUGAAGAUUAUAGGUGGUGGAAAGACAUACCCUGAAACCAGGAAAAAGAAUGAUACUAUCCAGAUUUGAGCUCUCCAGGGUCAUCUUUGACUAGG
Molecule: messenger RNA, 2896 nt
Organism: Ictidomys tridecemlineatus (thirteen-lined ground squirrel)
Lineage: Eukaryota; Metazoa; Chordata; Mammalia; Rodentia; Sciuridae
Source: RefSeq, a predicted model, not a curated record